Molecule: messenger RNA, 1635 nt
Organism: Kwoniella shivajii
Lineage: Eukaryota; Fungi; Basidiomycota; Tremellomycetes; Tremellales; Cryptococcaceae
Exons: 7
Coding region: 1-1635 (544 amino acids)
Biological process (GO): regulation of transcription by RNA polymerase II
Molecular function (GO): DNA-binding transcription factor activity, RNA polymerase II-specific; RNA polymerase II cis-regulatory region sequence-specific DNA binding
Source: RefSeq, a predicted model, not a curated record
AUGUUAGAGUCAAACCAACUCGAUCCAUAUCAGUAUCCACCUUUACCUCUGCCUUCCUCAGAAGUGGAUCUGCCUUCCGCCGAUGGUGGCACCUCUCAUCAACAUGCGGAUUUUUCAUUCAAUCAUAACUUCUUAUCCACUAAUUCGCCAGAAAACCCCUUCGCACAGGAGGCUCAUGGCAUGACAUCGUGGACACAUUCCGAUACUUUCCAGAACGGUCUCGAUGCAUCUAUGGCCAUCGAUUCUAAAAAUGCUGAAAACAAUCCAUUGAAUGAAUACGUUGUUAACAACUGCUCCUCCUAUCAAACGUAUCCAUCAACGAUGGAAUAUCCCCAGCCAACUUUCCCUUCGCAGCUUCUCUCACAUGCAUCUUCCUCAUCAUCUUUGGAUUCGUUUUCCUCGUCUCAAUAUACCGAUAUCGACCCGAAUCGUUUGCUGGUCCAAACCAUUCCUACCGGAGAAUACAGACUUUGCGAUUCAUCGUUCUCGUCCUCACUGUCUCUUCCUCUAGUCGACAACAAGUUUGACAUUCAUCCCUUGGAAACGUCCGUUCACCCCCGCUUCCAACAACAGAGUCAACAGUGUAACCAGCAUCCAGUCUCCCGGGGAGUACCGACUGGUGAUGUACUCAAUAAACCCGAGCGACGUCAGCAUCAGCCUAGGCUGACUCUUGAUACUCAGAAUCUAGGUACAGGUAAAAUCACCAGAAGUAGAAGUGGUAGUAAAAGUAUUCCUUACAACAGGUUGAGAGCAGAUAGCGUCUCUGUCAAAUCUGAGGUAGACGAGGAACUGGUUUCGUUGCUUAGUGCUUCGACCAACUAUGGCUCUAUUAGACCAUGGUCUGCAGUAACCACAAACGUGAUACCUGAUGACGUACAUAAGACCAUUGUUCAUCGUCGAAGAAUAAGCUCGAACAUCAAUUUUGGUCACGAUGCCGUCAAUGCAUCCCCACCCCGACCUGUACCUUCUCAAAAACGCAGGAGUGGAUCAUUGAUCCACUCAAACCAGCUGUCCCAAUCUGGCUUACAAAUGCAUCAUCUAAGCUUGGUACUCUCCGGUACAGCCGCUGAGCGGCAGGAGACGGUAACACAAGAUCUGAUGGACAAAGCAGAUGAGUUUAAACGUGUCGAUAACCAAUGUCGACAAGAUAAAGCUAGAAUUCUAUGGGUCAGAAGGUGGUUGCUUCUUAGCUAUACCUCUGCUCUUGGGCGUACGGUUUCUCGCCAAGGACUCUACCAUUCGUAUAUCCUCUCGUGCGAAGACUAUGGCAUAAAGCCUAUUAAUUCUGCCUCGUUUGGAAAAGCUGUUAGAGCCGCUUAUCCUGGGAUCCUCACGAGGAGACUAGGAGGCAGGGGUAAUAGCAAAUAUCACUAUAUGGAUAUCCAACCAGCUGUACAGAUUGAAGCUGAACGAUUGAACGCAUACGGAGAUUCAAGCGGAGCAUGGCAAGUAGUAUCAGAAGAUGGAUCAAUGGACUUCCAAGCAUUUGGCCAAGCGCUUGAUGAGAACAUGGACACCGGCGACGUCGAUGACAGUGAAGAAGAUGAGGACUCCUUCACCAGCUGGCGAGUGCACAUCUUUGCUUUUCCUGCUAUGGAGAACGUAUGGCUGAGUCCUAAUUCCAAUCAUUCCUAA